Messenger RNA from Conger conger (European conger), 4956 nucleotides. RefSeq names its product MAM domain containing 4 (gene mamdc4). Gene Ontology annotation, cellular component: membrane. The coding region runs from base 1 to 3603 and encodes 1200 amino acids. Gene Ontology annotation, molecular function: protein binding. NCBI's taxonomy places the organism in Eukaryota, Metazoa, Chordata, Actinopteri, Anguilliformes, Congridae. The record is from RefSeq and is a predicted model, not a curated record. The transcript is spliced from 29 exons.
AUGGCUCUGUGUGGCAGAAUUUGGGCCCUGCUGCUGGUGCUGGCUGAGGUGCACUGGGCGACGGGUGUAUUGGAAAAGGAGUGCCUGACACACAAGAAGUGCGACUUUGUGUGCGACUGUUUGGAAUGCAGCGAUGAGCAAAACUGCGGCUACAACGGGGACUUUGUGUGUGAUUUUGAGGAUGCGGCGAUGUGUGGCUGGGAGGACCAGUCUGUGAGCUCCCAGUACACCUGGGAGAGACGCCAGCGGGGAGCCAGCCUGCCCGACAGUGGACCAUCCUCCGACUACACAACUGGCACCUCCUCAGGGUGGUUCAUGGGAGUGACACAAGUGAACACAGAUACCCUCAGUACAGCCAUGCUGGUGUCUCCCAUGAUGAAGCAAUCAGCACUCACCUGCCAGCUCAGGCUCAGAUACUUCAUAUGGGACUCAGGCCACACGGGGCUGGACGGGGGCGCACUGUGGGGGGUGCUGCAGCGGGCGGACGGGGAGCAGGCCGUGGUGUGGCGGCCCCAGACGUCCAGUUUCCGGGGGUGGAGGGAGGACACCGUCUACCUGGGCCGCGUAUCCCAGGGCUUCCGUCUCCACCUGCACUCCCGCCGGAAGCAGGGGCAUCCUGGAGACGUGGCCAUCGACCAGCUGGAGUUCCUGAACUGCGGCCUGCCUGCCCCUCAGCACGGGCACUGUGAGUACAAGUGCCACAGGGGGAGUUGUGUGGAGUGGCACCAGAUCUGCGAUGGCUCUGAUGACUGUGGUGAUGGCACUGAUGAGGCAGACUGUGGUGGGUACUGGGGCUGUGACUUUGAGGAAGACCUCUGUGGGUGGGACCUGAGGACAUUUUCCUCACUGAAAUGGAGCAGGACCAAUCAGCACCAGCUACCUUUGUCCUCUAGUGAUCCCAGAGUUGGUCCGGGCCGAGACCACAGCACUAACAGUGCCUCAGGUUCCUUCCUAUACCUUACCAAACCAGAAAGCCUGAAGGAUGAUUGGUCAAAUUUUCAGAGCCCUGUCCUAGAAGCGACCAAUAGCACGCAUCCAUGCCAGAUGGUGCUGUACACGCACCAGUUCGGGCCCCGGUCAGGGGGGCUGUCUGUGAUGGUGGUGGAUGGCGGGAUGUACCCUGUGUGGGAGAGGGGAAGACAGCUGGAAGACCUCUGGGUGAAGGCGCGGGUAGAGCUCGUCAUUAACGCCACCUUCCAGCUUGUGCUGGUGGGUGCCAUAAGGGAUGAAGAAUUUGGCGGGAUCGCUGUGGACAGCAUCAGAAUGUCACCAGGUUGUCGGAUCAUCAAUGAGUCCUCCCCAGCGGUGACCCACCCCAGUCCCCCCAGCCACCCCUGCACUUCCAGUGAGAAGAUGUGUGACUUUCACCAAGACUGUGCGAUCUCUGAAGACGAGGCCAAAUGUGGAGACUUCUCUUAUGCUCAGGGCAUCACUGGCUGGACUGACACCAGUAUUGGGACACAAGGCUGGUCUCAGAACCAACCACAGAAUGGGUCCUCGCAAGGUGCUUAUCUCUACGUGACUGAGUUCCCAGGGCAGCAGCUGACCGAGGCUCAAACUCGCACUCCUCUCCUGGGCCCGUCUGGCCCAGCCUGCACCCUAGAGUUCUCCUACAAUCUGAGCGGGAACAACUCCCACAUCGGCGAGCUGUCCGUCAGUGUGAUCGACGGGUUUCUGGGGACCCGGUCUCGCCUGUGGGAGGCCGCCGGGAAGACUGAGGGCGAGGGGCUGAAGGCGAAGGUGUACAUCGGUGCUCGGGGCCACCGCUUCCAAUUGGAACUGGGGGCCCUCGCCAAAUACAAACAUGCUCAAAUAGUUGUGACAGAUGUCCGCUUUCUCAACUGUCACGCACAAGAUCUGCCAGCUACUAACCAAGACCUAUACUGCAACUUUGAGACCGAUAGUUGCAAGUGGUAUCAGGACCAGUCUGACAACUUUGACUGGACUCUGCUGAAUGGAAUGGACCACACUAUAGGCAUCGGUAGAAGUCUGGUUGUGGACAUGUGGAACUCUUCUCUCCGAGGGCUGACUGCUCGCUUGUUGUCCUUCCCUCACGCCGCCACAGAGACUGAAUACUGCCUGUCCUUCUUCUACAAACUCUACGGCCCUCAGACAGGUUCCCUCAACGUGAAGUUGCUCUCGGGCGGGGAUGAGGUCCUGGUCUGGACGCGCGGAGGUGCCCAUGGCAACCAAUGGCUCCAGGGCCUUUGCCCCAUCCCCCACCAGCACAUCCAAUUUCAGGUCGUCUUUGAGGUGAUUCGUUCUGGGUUUGAUGGACAGGUUGGGAUAGAUGACGUGUCGCUUCUGGCCCGCCCCUGCUCAGUUCCAUUCGCCUGCUCCUUCGAGGGCCAGACCUGUAGCUAUAUCUCCUCUGGCUCCUCCCGCUGGGUCCACCAGAACAAGAUCUCCGGUGGGGUGACGCCCAGCCCCAAAUCCGACCACACCCUGGAGACGGAGCAGGGGUACUAUAUGAUUGUGGACAGCAGCGCAAAGUUCCUUCCUGUGGGUGAUGUCGCAACUCUCACCUCUCGGAUGCGCAACAGUGCCCCCCACACAGAGUGUGUUAAUUUCUGGUAUCACAUGGGGGGAAACAAGCCAGGCACUCUGAAUGUGUAUGUCAAGCCUGAAGUUGGUGAGACGAGAACAAAGAUCUUCUCCACCAGCCUAAACCAGGGGGAAGGUUGGCGCCAUGCCAAUGGCAACAUCAGCAGCUCUGAGUCCUGGCAGCUGCAGUUCGAGGUGGUGGGGGCAGGCGGCAAUCAAGUGCACAUUGCCAUUGACGACAUUGCCAUCUCAGCUGAAAGCUGUCCACCACGAGAUGCAAAGUGCACUCUGGAGAAAGGUCUAUGUGGCUGGUCCAACACUCAGUCUAGGGAUCAGCUGGACUGGGAGGUGACCAGCCCAGCACAAGAGAAACACUACUCCACUCCGCCCCUUGACCAUACCCUGCAGUCAGAGACAGGUCACUUCCUGCUCCUUCCCAGCAGCACCCGGGACACGGCAGGUCAGAAGGCGUGGCUGCUGAGCCCUCACCUGGCACCCACGCUCGGCACCUGCCUAAGGUUCUGGGUUCACAAGCCCGAAUCCCAUGAAGGUGAUCUGUUGGUGGUGAGGCUGUUUGGAGAGGACCAGGUGCAGCUGCUGAGUGUGGGCCAGGUUAUUGAAGUGUGGAGACGCUUUGACAUCGACAUAAUCUCUCAGGAGGAAUACCAGAUUGUGUUUCAGGGGGUGAAAGGGAGGAACAGUCCAUUGGCUCUGGAUGAUAUUCAGUACACACCAGGAGUCAAUUGUGCGGGGGAGAACACAGACACAAAACCCCCACCCCCUUCUGAUGACAACGGCGGGAUCGCAGCGUCAGUCAUUGUGAUGCUGCUGCUCGUGGUCACUCUGGCUGGCCUGCUGGCGUUUUACCUGCGGAGGAAGCAAAAUGCCGGCCCCUCGGGGGAAGCCCAGACACAAGUCAGCUGUGGCAUCGCCAAUGAAGCAUACGAUCCAAAGACCACACAGGACCAAGUGACUGUGCCCCCAGUCAACAGUAAGCCAGAAGACGGAUUUGAUAACGCUUCAUUUCAUAUUGGUUCAGAGGAGCGAGCGAUUGUGUAGAGGGAGGAAGAGAGGCCACUGGCGCCAUCGUGACAUCACACCAGGAGAACUGCUUGUGUCAUGUUGUACUGCGUCAACCUAGUUGCACGCACACUCCUCCUACAGAUACAUACAGUAUAUAAACAAAGCGCUGAUAUGUAGAUCCUGUCGCAAGUGACAUGGAAGACCUGUCACAUUCAAGACAUUGUGCGCAGAAGUGCGAACAUAAGUAAAGAUAAUCACAUUGUAAUGUAAAGGCAUCAUGAAUACGAAAUAACACAAAUAUUCCAACCCCUACACAUCACCUUCUACAGCAUCAAACUGUCUUACGGCCAGGCAGGGCGAUUGCAGGAUUGACAGGGACACCUUUAAAGUGUAAGAUCAGAAAUAUGUGAUUAGAACGUUUUUAACCCAACAUCCCAUUGCUGAUGCAACAAUGACUACUGGUAACUGAAAGGAAUGGAGUUCUAGAGAAUUCAGGGGUUUUACUGUAAGUGGGGUAUGGAAGCAAGCAGUCUGCAGAGCAGAGCAGGACAUUGCUCUCUGGUCUAGGAUUACCCCAGUGACAAAGGCAGAGCUUAGUGAAAACAGAUUUCUCACGUUUUGGCUCAAAAAAUGCACCGCUUUACAAUGAAGUGACUGGACGUGCAGAUUCUUACUGUACAAUAUUCAGAAAUCCGUCCCUUCCUCAUUGCCUGCACAACCCAGCUCUUAGUCCAGGCACCAAUCAUCUCCUGUCUGGACUACUGCAACUCCCUCCUUGCAGGCCUCCCUACCACUGCCAUCAGACCUCUGCAGCUCAGAAUGCUGCUGCUCUCCUGAUCUACAACGUCCUCAGACUCAGCACCAUCCUUUCCAUCUCCCUCCACUGGCCACCUGUUUCACCUGUAUCGGCUCUCUUCAAAUUCAAACCCUUGCUGCUAGCCUGUUUGACAAAGGGACAACUCCGUUGGAUCAUCGUUAUCACCCAACACACCUACUGUACCAGACCCCUCCAUCCAGCUAUUUUCGGUUGGCUGGCUUCACCACUGCGUAUCUGCACUUACAGGCCAGGCCUCUUGUUUGUUCUGGCCCCACUGGACCUGGUGGCGGAAUGAGCUUCCCACUGCAGUCAGUAGAAACCCUGGAAAUCUUCUGGCACAGACUGAAGACUCACCUCUUCAGACAGCACCUUGGCUCCCCUGACCCCCUUUCAAUAACCUGUCUUUCUCUCUUUCAUACUUUGGAUUUCCUUUUGGAUAAUGUUGUAGUUAUAGCUGUGUAAUGAUCAGUUAUCUGUCUUGCAGUACUUUGUUUAGUUUAAAAUACAAAUGUUUGUAAAGUUAACGUUACACUUGAUGAUUAUGCAUAUUUUUCACGUUUUUCAUAUCAUCA